Exophiala aquamarina CBS 119918 is the source of this 1089-nucleotide messenger RNA. RefSeq lists its product as uncharacterized. The transcript has a single exon. The coding region runs from base 1 to 1089 and encodes 362 amino acids. NCBI's taxonomy places the organism in Eukaryota, Fungi, Ascomycota, Eurotiomycetes, Chaetothyriales, Herpotrichiellaceae. Gene Ontology annotation, biological process: retrograde vesicle-mediated transport, Golgi to endoplasmic reticulum. The record is from RefSeq and is a predicted model, not a curated record. Gene Ontology annotation, cellular component: Golgi apparatus; membrane.
AUGGCUUUCAGAUUAAAUCUCCCUCCCGCCACUCGCGGCCUCCUCGCCAUCGCCAUCGCCCUUACCUUUCUCUACAACAUAGCCCGUUGGCGACUGUCCCAGCCUGAUCCAACCUCGACAACUCCAGUCAAUCCAUACUUGCGCCCAUACGUCCCAUACUUGGCCCUGAUCCCGUCCGUAUGCAUAUGGUAUCCCUGGACCUUUUUGAUUGCCACCUUUGUCGAACAAAAUAUCAUCACUCUGCUUGUCAACGGAGCCAACCUUUUCUUUGGCGGGAAAUACCUUGAAAGAGCCUGGGGUUCACAGGGCUUCAUAUAUGUCAUCCUCGUCUCCUCAAUUAUCCCCAAUUUACUGGUUGCGCCGACCUACAUUCUUUGGGCUGCGGUCACAGGAAACCCGGACCGAGCGCUCACUCCUAUCAAUGGCGGCGUUACGACGCAAGCUGCCUUUCUCGUCGCCUUCAAACAACUCGUCCCGGAACAUACAGUGAGCAUAUACAAAGGCAUGAUCAAGAUGAGGGUCAAACACUUUCCAGCCAUCUUUCUGGUCGUGAACACACUAUCGGGUAUUCUUCUCGGGACCGACACCGCUCUCAUAUUGGCUUGGUACGGCCUGAUCACCUCCUGGACCUAUCUUCGAUUCUUCAAACGGCAGCAAGAUCUGUCUGGAGCCACUACAGAGAGUCGGGGGCUCAAGGGCGACGCAAGCGAGACUUUCGCGUUCGCCACCUUCUUUCCCGAUGUCGUCCAGCCUCCCAUCGCGGCUCUCUGCAACCAGAUCUAUGUCUUGCUAUGCAACAUGAAAAUUCUAAAAUCAUUCUCUGAUGCGGAGAUUGCCAGUGGCAAUGAACAAGCCGCUGCUCGCGGAGAAUCCGGCUUGCCAAGCUUUAACCGACAAGCCCGUGGUGCUCGAGGGAUGAGUAAACGUGAGGAGGCUGAACGGAGACGCGCACUGGCUCUGAAAGCGUUGGAUGAAAGGUUGAAUGCAGCGAGUAGCCGCGCACCUCCUUCAACAGCUACACCUAGUGCGCCAGAUCUACCCAAAGGACAUGAGAUCCUAGGACAGACCGACUAUCGUCCAGACCUAUAG